AUGGCAGCCGAAUCGAGCGUUGGUGCCUCUGGGCCCAACCUCAACCUCGACGCCGAAGAGAAACGCAUAUACGGGCAGCUCUUCCGCGAGGCCGAUACGGAUAGCGUCGGCGUUGUCACAGGCGAGAUCGCGGUCAAGUUCUUUGAGAAGACGAGGUUGGACUCUAGAAUAUUGGGAGAGAUCUGGCAAAUCGCAGACAAGGAAAACCGCGGAUUCCUGACGCCUGCUGGCUUCGGCAUCGUUCUCCGUCUCAUCGGCCAUGCGCAAGCUGGCCGUGAACCUACGCCCGAGCUUGCCCUACAACAAGGGCCGAUCCCCCGUUUCGACGGCUUCACGCCCACCCCGGCGGGCCCGAGUGCACCACAAGCUGCUGCGCCGCUGCAAGCACAAGGAACCGGUGGCGUACCUAUUCGCAUCCCACCUCUGACUCCAGAAAAAGUAUCACAAUAUGCAAGUUUGUUUGAGAGACAAAAUUUGCAAGGGGGCAGCAUGCUCCCAGGUGACCAGGCCAAGUCCAUCUUUGAGAAGUCAGGACUGCCGACGGAGAUUCUCGGUAGAAUCUGGCAGUUGGCAGAUACGGAGCAAAGGGGUGCCCUGGUCAUGGCCGAGUUCGUCAUCGCCAUGCAUUUGCUCACCUCGAUGAAGACGGGUGCGCUCCGGGGCCUGCCGAGCAUCUUGCCCGCUGCCCUGUACGAAGCUGCGACCAGACGGGGCUCGGCACCGAGACAGAGCCCAACGGCUACCGGACCGACUAUGUCUGCUAUUCCGCGCCAGUUGAGUGGCUCUGCUCAUAUGCGCCAGGCCAGUCCCUUAGCUCGAUCGGCGUUGCAUCCUCAGGGUACAGGUCUUGUACCGCAGACCACCGGGUCGGACUGGCUCAUUACCCCCGCCGACAAAGCAAGGUUCGAUCAGUUCUACGCCGACUUGGAUAAGACGAACAAGGGAUUCAUCACUGGAGAAGAGGCGGUGCCCUUCCUCAGUCAGUCCAACUUAUCCGAGGAUGCACUUGCUACUAUCUGGGACCUUGCCGAUAUCAAUUCCGAAGGACGUUUGACCAGAGAUACCUUCGCUGUCGCCAUGUUUCUGAUCCGUCAACAAAGGACUAAGCGGGACGGGCCUACCCCGUUGCCUACUACAUUGCCCCUAAGCCUCAUUCCUCCUUCAAUGCGCAACCAAGUGCGUCCGCCUAAUAUUGGCACAUCUCCCUUUGAUGCACCCGCACCCGCUCCUGUUCAGCCGCCACCAGCUCCCAAGUCUGCUCUCGAUGACCUCUUUGGUUUGGAUGCGCCAAGCCCUUCUCAGACCGGCACCGCCACUAGGGAUCCUUUCGCCAGUGCCUCUCCUAUGGCGCCAGCCUCGCCAGUUCAGGCGUCGCCAACGGGCAAUGCCUUCAAACCAUUUGUGCCUUCGUCCUCUUUUGGCCGAACUCUGGCGACCCACGAUACCGGAGGUUCCGGAAGCUCGGCCGUAGCUUCGCGUCCCGGCCUCGGACCUUCGCCCAUGCCUUCUGCUAUGGAUGACCUGCUGGGCGACAAUGAUCCCGAGAUUAGCAAGAAGCUGACGAACGAGACGGCGGAACUUGCCAACCUGUCCAAUCAGAUUGGUUCGCUGUCUGACAAAAUGCAACAAGUGCAGGGUCAGCGGACAACGACGCAGAAAGAGAUCAAUCAAGCAAGCCAGCAAAAGAAGAAUUUUGAGGACCGUUUGACUCAGUUGCGUGGUCUGUAUGAGAAGGAAGCCAAAGACGUCAGUGAGCUGAAGGAUCAGCUGCAGAAGUCCCGCGGUGAGACGAGGAAGCUUCUGAAUGAGAUGGCCGCAAUUGACGGCACUUAUCGAGACCUUCAAAACCAGCACCAACAGAUCGCGACUGCUCUCCACGCCGAUCAACAGGAGAACGCCAGCCUCAAGCAACGUAUUAGUGCAGUCAACACCGAGAUUGCACAGUUGAAACCGCAAAUAGAGAAGCUCAAGUCAGAGGCGCGCCAACAGAAGGGCAUGGUAGCCAUCAACAAGAAGCAGCUUUCAACAACAGAGGGGGAGCGCGAUAAGCUGAAGACAGAGGCAGAAGAUCUCGCCAAGAGCAACGAGGAAUUUGCGCGUCAGAUCAACACUAGCUCGCCAGUUGCACCGCCUGCUCAAGUGGCCAGCCCUGCACCAUCGAAUGCUAGUGGUAACAACCCUUUCUUCAGACGGACCGGGAGCACUGAUAUUAUGGGCACUUUCGCUUCACCUCCCGCGGUGAAAGCACCCUAUGGCGAAAAGUCGUUUGAUGAUAUCUUUGGCGGCUAUACUGGAAGUGCCUCCAAUACGCCGCCACCGCCAGUUACAUCAUUCAAACAGCAGAACACGGGUACUUCGACGGCGAGCGUGAGCUCUUUUGCGACUCCGGCCGCUUCUACUCCUACUGUCAGUCAACAAACCACUCUAGCUUCUGAGCCUCCACCCCCGCCGUUGUCUCGGCAGAUCACCUCGAGCUUCCUGCCCUUUGGCGAGACCACCGAGUCACUGACUUCCUCUCGCCAGGCCUCUCCUCCUCUUAGUCGGGUUGGUGAAGGCAGCAUCCCUGCUCCCACUAGCACAGUGGGCCCUCUUGAACCUACGAUUACCGGUCAAAGUGCCGCCUCUAAUGCUGAGGCUGCCAAGAGCCCUGUUACUAGUCCUACUGAGGAACAGCCAGCUGCUGCUAGCAAUGGUGCCAUACCUGGUGCUUUCCCGGAUGAUGCUCCUAGGGAGACGCCAGCAUUCGGCGGAAAUAGGGACAGCGACCCUUUCGAGAGCAUGAAGAGAGAUCCCGCCAAGGCCAAGGAUGAUUUCGACUCGGCAUUUGCUAGCUUCGCAGGCUCGUCGAACCCGCCACAGGAGAAACCCAAGGACACUCACAAUGCCUUCUCAUCCUUCCACUCUGAGUUUCCUCCCAUUUCGGAGCUAGAGCGAGAUGACGAGUCCGAUUCUGCUAGCGAGGGAAACGGAUUUGACGAUGACUUUGCUCCGGCUUCCCCACAAGUCAACAAGGCUGAGGGCAAGGAAACCCCCAAGGCACCAUCAUCGCCAGUCGCAAGCACCAAAGCCACGGCGGUUCCGGAUGUCCCAGCUGCUGAGGGCGCUGAGACCGCGCCCGUCGUUUCGAAUGAACCACGAUCUUUCUCCCCACCGCCGACCUCUCCUACAACCGCUGCGCCACCUAAAACGGGGGACCCAUUCGCUCCGGCUGCAGACUUUGCUCCUACGCCAGGAACUGUGACAAACACUGCACCAGUUGCUUCUAAGGGUGCAUUUGAUGAUCUUGACGACGAAUUCGAGGAUCUUGAGGAUGCCAAAGAAGGUUCGGCAGACGAUGAAUUUGCCAACGUCUCCCGGUCUAACCUCGAUGAAUUUAACGCCGUGUUCGACAGCCCGCCGCCGAGCCAGCCAAAGAGCGAGUCAACCAAUGUUUCGAACGUAUUCGGUGUUGACAGUAGCUUCGACUUCGGCAACGUCUCAUCCACUUCAGCUGGUGCGCCUGCCCCUGCUAACAGCACGUCACCUGUACCUGGGCAGGGGCCCAAAGCCCCGGAAGGUCACGAUUGGGAUGCCAUAUUUGCAAGUUUGGACGAACCGGCUGGUGAUGCUGCGAAGACCGGGGAAGAGGCCAAAAGUCCUGGAGGAAAAAGUCAGAGCUCGGGACGACCCAGCAGUCUUGGACGGGCUUUGACCGAGGAGGGGACACACGACGAUCCUAUCUUAAAGAACUUGACCGGCAUGGGCUACUCACGCACGGAUGCCUUAAACGCCCUGGAGAAGUAUGAUUAUAAUCUUGAACGGGCCGCAAACUACCUCGCCAACCAAUCAUGA
Pseudomassariella vexata is the source of this 3831-nucleotide messenger RNA. Its product is annotated as UBA/TS-N domain-containing protein. The transcript is spliced from 5 exons. Bases 1 to 3831 code for a protein of 1276 amino acids. The record is from RefSeq and is a predicted model, not a curated record. Gene Ontology annotation, biological process: endosomal transport; endocytosis. Gene Ontology annotation, molecular function: protein binding; calcium ion binding. Gene Ontology annotation, cellular component: plasma membrane; cytoplasm. Lineage: Eukaryota; Fungi; Ascomycota; Sordariomycetes; Amphisphaeriales; Pseudomassariaceae.